GCAGCUCAUCUCACACGCACCACACUCGACUGCAGCCGAAGAAAAAACAACCCUCUUUCGCUAGGUAUGGACCUGGUUCCCGCUGCACACUCUCCCCAAUUGCUGGCAUUGUAACGCGGCGUGUCCCGCUCGAGGCGCCUUUGUUGUGGCCCAGCAGAAAGUCGUCAGUCACCGCCUCGCGGCCAUCAACACGCAUUGUCCACCACACCACCUGCAUGCAGCCCCCCCAGCAACCGCGCCAUUGCCACACUCGAAUGGCCAUGAAGACGCUCCACACAUAUACACCGUAUCCGUAUCCCCCACACACAAGAGUUGAAUACCUAGUGGAGGAUGCCAAUCGAUCGACCCAACCCGAAUAACCCACGGCCACUGAAGCCGACGCUCGCUAGCAACCGCACUGCAAAGACGCCCAUUACCCCUCGGCUCGCCGUCACGCCCACGCCCACACCCACUUCGGCAAGCACGUCGUCGCAGUCUGGUGGUCGUACGGUGCGCAGCAGCAAUGGAAGCACGCCUAGAGCCAAUACCACGGCGGCCCACGCAGACGUUACCCCAGUCAAGGCAUUCCUGAGCAGCAAUGUCACGCCUCGCUCGUCGUCGAGAAAAUCCCGCGUGGGAGUCGAGAGCGCCUCGUCUACACCCAGUAGCACUCCCAACGCUACGCCUACGAGCUCCCGGCCUGCCUCCACCAUAGACUUUCCGCAGAGAGAGCAGAGUCUCGGCUAUGGUGGGCUUGGAGUCAAUGGACACCACGGUGCCCAGAGUGGAGCUCGACCUCGCAGCAUUCCAGGGCAAUGUAGCAACCAGACUACAUCUACCCCAAGGUUGCUUCCUUCCCAUAUACACAAUUACCCAUCGUCCGAUACUAGCUCGGUCAAAGAUGUCUCCUCGUUAUUCUUCCACGCCAAUGACGCCAAACCUCAUGAACAGCCGGCACCAGUACCAGUACCUCAGAAAAAGGCGCCUGUUUUCUUUUACGCCAACGGCAAACAAAAUGACACGCCCCGCAAGUCAGGUGUGUCAUCCCCGCCCUUGUCGUCCGUAGCCAAGUCGCACCCAGAGAGCAAAUUCUUCCACGCCGACUCGUUGCCGGAAUCGAGAGACCGUCCGCCUGCUCUCACUCCUCCGCCCGUCUCAGCUUCGCCAGAGCUCAUACCGAAGGCUAGUGCCGCACAUGGAGGACUGUCACUACGACCGCCAUCGCCAACCAAGGAAUGGGCGCACCUCUCGUACCGAAAGGGUGUCUCUCAAGUCAUGCGACCACCAAUACACUCCCGGAACUCAGUGCUGUCUAUCCUGUCCGGUACUAGCACACCAGAUGUUCCAGACCGCUCAAGACGGAGAUCUAGCGCCACAUCAUCUGUUGUCAGAUUAGGACAUGCCAAAAGCGCCAGUCUAUCAUCCAUCGAUUCCAUUGCGGAGCUGAACAAGGCCCCUUCGAACGAUCUCUCUGCUAUGACGCCUAGUCCACUACACACUGCCAAUCGCAUAGUCAGCAAUGAGUCUUUGCCCGACAGCGUAGCGUCUGCGCCUUCUCCGCCGAUGACUACCUUCUCUGGCCUUCCGUCUCCAGCACCAACAAGUCCCAUCAGGCCCGCUGGCGGCCAAAGCGCGCUCGAGCUGAUGAACGAACUGGCCGCCAACGCACGACGCGAACGCAAAGUGCUCGAUCUUGAAAUUAGCAAUUCUUCGCUUCUAGCCAUCAAUCGCUCACUCGAGAGGGAAGUUCGCAAACAAAAGGCUGAGCUGAGGCGAUUUCGGCGCAUGAGCCGAGCGGGUCGCUUCUCGAUCGACACGGUGGGCUCUCCUCACGACACUUUCUCUACUACUGGACUCGGCCACGUGGGCGACCUCUCAGACAUGUCUGAAGAAGAAGAAGGAGCAGAAGCACAAGAAGAAGAUGAACAGCAAGUACUAGUAGAAGAAGAAGAGCUGGAGAGUAGUGACUCUUCUUUCGACGAAAGUACUCUAAGCCCCACCGCUCAGGCCGAUCGGGAUGAGGCGCAUCGUUUACGGGAUGAAAAGCGUCUCCAGCUAGACCUUUCGAAACAUCGUGGGCUGUUAAUUGAUAGCCAGAAGAUGAAUCAGAGCCUCAAGCGAUGUAUGGGCUGGACAGAGCAACUCAUAAAAGAUGGUCGGAAAGCCCUUGAGUACCAGGUCCGCGCCAGCGACGUCAAGUUGGGCGGACGGGUACUCGUCACCGACGACGAGGCCACAUAUACUGAGGAAUCUAGGGGUCUCCUCAGCCCUUGGAGCCCUUUGCACCAGGCUAUGGAUGCUCUGGAGUCGCCUUUUUUUGCAGAGUCUGAUCGAUAUAUUGAUCGCGAUAGUGGUGUAGCCCUGGAGGGUUUGAAACCUGUUGCGCCUGAGUUCCUAGCAGAUCUGACGCCCCUUGGCACGCCGUUUGAAGAGAGGAUUAAACACUUGCAUGCCUCCAUAGAUGCAUUGGAGGCAUCUUAACCCAACACGUUCCAUCGUCGUCCACUAUGUUUUCCUGUGUUAUUUCGUCACACAUACCCAGCAUUUGUUUCCUAUAUCCGGGAUGGCGUUCUCUUUCAAGUAUCCAGGCGCUCGGCGGCGUAACUGGAUUCACACGUCGUACGACUGUUCCUUUUGUUAUCUCACGGCCGCGGCAUGGUCGUGUGGAGAUUGUUUUCCUUUUUGUCUUUUGCUUGCAUGUGAUAAUGUUUGACGUACAUGAUUCGUUGUUUUUGCAUACGACUGCAUCUUGGAGAGGAUUUAGGUUGCACUGCCGGCGGGUCACUGCUGUACUUGUAUGUGUAGUUUUUUGAGAUACCCCCUGGUCGUUUCCAACUCGUGAUUCAGAGUAGCAAAGAUAGUAUAUCCAUGUUUAGUCACGACCUUGUCUAAGCACGAGUGAGUGGCACAUAGUAAUGCAGAAGGAUCCCAUUCCAGUCAUGC
Molecule: messenger RNA, 2922 nt
Organism: Cucurbitaria berberidis CBS 394.84
Lineage: Eukaryota; Fungi; Ascomycota; Dothideomycetes; Pleosporales; Cucurbitariaceae
Exons: 1
Coding region: 331-2460 (709 amino acids)
Source: RefSeq, a predicted model, not a curated record